AUGGGUAACACCUAAGGAAAAGAAUUAUCUCCAUAAAUGAGAGAGAGAGUCCUUAAGCUAUUUGCCAAAUUUGAUGUUGAUGGUUCAAAAUCGAUAGAGAAGACAGAAACAAUCAAAUAUUGGAAGAGCAAUUUUGCAAAGCUUAAUACUGAGGAGCUAUUCAAAUCAGUUGACACAGAUAAUAGUGGUACUAUCUCUGAAGAAGAAUGGUUAAAUUUUUGGACCUCAGUAUUAAGAAGUGGACAUACUGAAGAAGAAAUAUCUGAUGAAUUAGAAUCGAUUGAAACAGGAUCAUCCUGGUGUAAAUUUGAAAAUUUAGAUAAAAAAGGUUGAAUCCCAUAAUAUUUAAUAAUAUAUUCAAAGAAUUUUUUAUUUGCUUAA
Paramecium tetraurelia is the source of this 381-nucleotide messenger RNA. RefSeq lists its product as uncharacterized. The record is from RefSeq and is a predicted model, not a curated record. Gene Ontology annotation, molecular function: calcium ion binding. The transcript has 4 exons. NCBI's taxonomy places the organism in Eukaryota, Ciliophora, Oligohymenophorea, Peniculida, Parameciidae.